CGUUUACCUCGUGGCGAUACGUGGUUUGUCCGAAUAAAAGAUUUGAAGCAAAAGCUAUAAGGCUGGUAAAAUCUUUUGAGUCGAAAAUGACGAGCUAUGAAAAAUUGGACAACGAGCAAAAGCGGCAAUCGGCAAAUAUUCCACUAGAAGUGCUCACGAGCGAGGCUGGUCCUUCUUAUCCCAAUCAUCCUGGCGGGACUGGUACAGUGAACUUGCAUGAAAUUUGCCCASCACCAGUGAGAGUGGAGCCACAACCGUUUAAUGUCAACAUGCUGGACCCAGYCUCUCAGCAGUUGUACAAUAGUUUGCCUACAAAGCACAUGAGCUCACAAGGUCUUCUUGCAGCAACAAAUGCAGGUGGGACUCAGCUUAACACAAGUAUUAGUGGACAAUUUUCACAUCUCAAGGGGUCAAUGAGCUAUGCAGAUCUUAUAAGCGGUCUUCUUCACAAAGAUGAAACCGUGCUCCAGUACGGUCAUUUCCAGCACCUCCAGUUCGGUUCUCUGGUAUUCACUGAUCCAGGAAACAAGUUUAUCUCCCAGCCAUGUCCAUGUCAACUUUUGGUGACCCAAAGAGGCUUCCCGGUGGGUAUACCCUCAAUGCAAACCUUGCUGACACUACCUCCUAUCUGCCUAUUCCACUUCGGUUUUUGAGGAGCAUUGAGAUGAAUGGUCAGUCAGGAGUGCAAGGAAAAUUGAUGAUUAAUGGGUGCUCUGUGGAUGUGCAGACUUCCUGAAACAGUGGGAGACUGGGGCUGUACAAUUCACCCAACAAAACCAGAUGGURAUAAGUAUUGGAGUGGUUAUGCCGCCAUGGGAACAACAGAUGUUCUUAAACAUACACGUCACAAUAACCACCCCGGUCACAGUUGUUCGUGAUUUCAUUUCUCUGUUGCAACAGUAUGCAGUUUCUCUCGCAUAAACCUGACCAACUAUUCAUUGUUACUUCUAACGUUUCAUAUUAAAAAUAGGAUAAGGAUAGAUUAACAUAACACAAAAAUAAGAAAAAAAAGGACAAGAGAUGUCUUGAAAGCCAUGAGUUCAGGCUGACUCAAGGUAUUUUACAAUUCUUCGUUUUCAGAUUACGUCACUGCGGCCAUUUUGGAGGAACUUCAACAAAGGGUUUCUCAUUAUUAGUGUCUAUAGAUCAUUCCUCCAAAAUUGCCGCCGGUCUUUUAAUUUGAAUCUCAUGGGAAUGAGUGAAAACGAUCAAUUGAAUAUUUUGACAACGGUAAAUUCUUGUCCAUAGUCAGGACAGAUAGCAAAUAUAUAUCUGGCAUUUGUGGAUUUACAUGGAAAAUAUACUGUCAAAAUGAGGCUUUAGUAUAUAGAAUAUCGUGGAUUACAUAUAUCUGUAAAACUAAGCUACACUGUUUUUGUUAUCGUGAUUAUUAAAAUUCUUUAUGUUUACAAACAAAA
Messenger RNA from Exaiptasia diaphana, 1418 nucleotides. RefSeq lists its product as uncharacterized. The record is from RefSeq and is a predicted model, not a curated record. NCBI's taxonomy places the organism in Eukaryota, Metazoa, Cnidaria, Anthozoa, Actiniaria, Aiptasiidae.